UGUUAUGACACAUCCGCAUUAUCUCCUAAGUCGGGUGUUGUCUAUUCACAUGCACGUUACGGUAAGGAGAAGUACCCAUCGGAGCUUCAUUGCAGCUACGAAAUUCGUGGAACAGCGAACAGCGAGUUCAAGGUUGAUAUCGUGGAUAUGGACAUUGAAGAAUCAGGACACUAUUCAGGUCAGUUUUCUGUCCACUUGUACACGAAAAUCUUUGAGUUCAUAUUCGCUUUACUCGCUAAAGGUUGUUAUGACACAUCCGCAUUAUCUCCUAAGUCGGGUGUUGUCUAUUCACAUGCACGUUACGGUAAGGAGAAGUACCCAUCGGAGCUUCAUUGCAGCUACGAAAUUCGUGGAACAGCGAACAGCGAGUUCAAGGUUGAUAUCGUGGAUAUGGACAUUGAAGAAUCAGGACAAUGCCUAUUCGACUAUAUGAGCAUUGGUGCCUACGAAUCGGACGAUCCAUACUACUUUUGUGGAAAAGACAAACCAUCGUUCCCGAUCCUCAUUCCAAGUUCAUCCCUUCUGAUCACUUUUGCAUCGGACGCUGCAAACGACGCGAAAGGAUUUAACCUUACGUACGAGGCGAUAGAAAAAGAACCGUUGAAUACAACACAAUGUGGAUUUGCUCCAAAACAAAAGACAGUUUCUAAAAUCGCUCGGCUAAUUGGUGGCAUGCCUGUUACACUGGGGCAGUGGCCUUGGAUGGUAUCCUUGUGGGACUCAGGCGUGUUCAAAUGUGGAGCUAGUAUCCUCAACAAAAAUUGGCUGCUUACGGCAGCGCACUGCUUUGCGAAGGACUUCACCCCAUCCACAUGGCAUGCUGUCGUGGGUGAUCUUCUGUUGGAUCGAUUCGACACUCAAGAACAACACAUUGAGGUUAAGCAGAUCCAUAUUCAUCCAGAAUAUAGGUCGCGUGGACGCUACGAUAACGAUAUAGCGCUGAUCGAACUUAAGUCACCCAUUAUCUACGGACGAACGGCCAUCCCAAUUUGUCUGGAAUCCCCGGAUUCACAAACCACUGUGGAAGCUGAUGCACUGGAGCCUAAUUCCAAUGUGACAUGCUAUAUUGCUGGCUGGGGACGUUCAGAAACACAAGCAGUCUCCAACGAGUUGCGUCAACUGAAGUUGAGUUUUCUCAGUCUAGCACAGUGUAACAAAACGGAGGCCUACAAAGGAAAGCUGACCUCGUCUAUGCUCUGCGCGGGAUAUAUGAGUGGGGGCAAGGAUUCAUGCAAGGGAGACAGUGGUGGACCUUUAAUGUGUCAAGAAGAAAAAAGUGGACGAUGGUUCCAACUUGGAAUCGUAUCUUUUGGAAAGCAAUGUGCUGCUCCUGGAACACCUGGACUCUACAGCCGCGUGUCUGUAUUUCUCGACUGGAUUAAAUCCCUCGCAGAAUUGGAAAAACCC
Molecule: messenger RNA, 1407 nt
Organism: Opisthorchis viverrini
Lineage: Eukaryota; Metazoa; Platyhelminthes; Trematoda; Opisthorchiida; Opisthorchiidae
Exons: 6
Biological process (GO): proteolysis
Molecular function (GO): serine-type endopeptidase activity
Source: RefSeq, a predicted model, not a curated record